Messenger RNA from Rotaria socialis, 627 nucleotides. Lineage: Eukaryota; Metazoa; Rotifera; Eurotatoria; Philodinida; Philodinidae. The record is from the annotation of a GenBank genome assembly.
AUGAGACAUUUUAUCAUUCGAAAAAAUAAUACCAAUCUUGAUUGUGAUACGUGGUCUUAUAUUACAGACAUGCCAAAAUGGCUCACAGUUGAAACAAGAAAUAAAAAUUAUCAAGCCAUAUACAUAGUAUCUUUAUUUUUAAAUGAUUUAUUAUUUGAUCAACAUGCCAAUUUUUUUCUAUCAUCUAGUUUAAUGAAAAUAUGCAUAUGUAUCCUUGAAGAUGAAAGUGGUCUAUUUAAAGCUAGCUGUUUCAAAAAGAAUCUUCUCGGAACAUCAGGACAAAAUUUAGACGAUAUCGAUCUUCAAUCAACGAUUGAGAGUCGUGUUCAGAUACUGGAAAAUUGUCUUAAAUGGAGUGCUAUUGCGCCAACAUGUCCUGAUACAUUAAGUUGUUAUCCAUAUGUUAAAAAUGAUCCAUUUAUAAUUACUGAUACACCACAUGUAUUCUUUGCAGGAAAUCAACCUAAAUUUGAAACACGACUUUUUCAAGGAUCAAAUGAUAUUCAAGUUCGUCUUCUCUGUAUUCCAUCUUUUGCUCAAUCAAAUUCGUGUAUUGCUCUCAAUUUAAGUACACGUGAAUGCUAUGAGAUAUCAUUUCAAAAUGAAACACCACAACUAAUUCAAUAG